Molecule: messenger RNA, 1074 nt
Organism: Purpureocillium lilacinum
Lineage: Eukaryota; Fungi; Ascomycota; Sordariomycetes; Hypocreales; Ophiocordycipitaceae
Cellular component (GO): membrane
Source: RefSeq, a predicted model, not a curated record
AUGGCUACGCCGACACCAAGUCUGGGACCGACCCGGACAUUCGCCGCGACGUCCACGGCGACCUGCACCACGGCCGUGCCGGACAGGUACGGUCACGUCCCGGGAGACGCGUGCAACGCCUACUACGACUUCUACCCGAGCUUCGGUGGGAAUCUGGCCUUUGCCGCUCUCUUUGCCUUCAGCACCGUGGGUCACCUGGUGGAGGCCAUUGUUUUCAAGAAGCGGUUUUGCUGGGUCGUCAUAAUGGGCGGACUGUGGGAGACGGCGGCCUUCAUCAUCAGAACCCUCGGUUCGCACAACCAGCAGGAGAUGCAGUUUGCCCUAUGGGGGCAGCUUCUCUUUCUCCUAGCCCCCUUGUGGAUCAACGCCUUCGUGUACAUGACGGUCGCGCGCAUGGUGCACUUCGGCCUGCCGAGCCAAAAGAUCUGGGGCAUCCGGGCGGCGAGGAUGACGCUGCUCUUCGUGUGGUUGGACAUUGUGUGCUUCCUCGUGCAGGGCGGCGGCGGCAGCAUGCUGUCGGGCGACAACUCGGCCGACGUGCGGCGCAUCGGGUCCAAGGUGUACAUGUCUGGCGUGGGGCUGCAGCUGGCGUUUGUGCUCGUCUUCAUCGUCCUGACGGUGUGCUUUUACGUCGAGAUGCGGCGCGUCACGGGCGGCAGGAUGGGGCUGAUGCGAUGGCUAACGCUGGCGAUGAUUGCGGUGCUGCUGUUCAUUGUGAUGCGCAUCGUCUAUCGCCUCGUCGAGUUCAGCCCCGGCGCGGGCAUGGACAACCCGCUCCUGACGAGCGAGAUAUACCCCUUCAUGCUCGACGCGUUCCCGAUGCUGGUGGCGCUGGUGCUGCUCAACGCCAUGCACCCGGGGUUCGUGCUUCGUGGACCGGAGAGCGAGUUCCCGCGCCUCAGCCGCGCGGAGAAGAAGGCGCUCAAGGCGCAGAAGAAGGAGGACAAGCGGCGGCGCAAGGAGGAGAAGAAACGAGGCAAGAGCGGGCGCCCGAGCAGUGAGUACGCGCUGGCGGACGACGUGCGCCGGGGGACGGGAAGCGAGAGCGAGUGGGAGAGGGCGCAGAGGGUUUAG